Oppiella nova is the source of this 1392-nucleotide messenger RNA. The record is from the annotation of a GenBank genome assembly. Lineage: Eukaryota; Metazoa; Arthropoda; Arachnida; Sarcoptiformes; Oppiidae.
AUGCCUAAAUCCAAGCGACAAAUAAGUCCCGGGGUUUGGAUCCUUGACUUUGAACAGGAUAUGGUUGGAUGGGUUGGGAUCAAAGUCCCUAAGAAUCAGAAGUCAAUGCGAAUACAGUUAAGACACGCCGAAGCACUCAAUCCUAACGGCACUAUAUAUACACUAAAUUAUCGGAGGGCCCGGUCUAUAGACACAUAUGUUAUUGAAGACUCAGGUUCCUUAGGCAUAACCGUUGAGCCCCACUUCACAUACCAUGGCUUUCGGUACAUAGAGGUGACCGGCUUUCCCGGUGAACCCCAGUUGACUGACUUUGUGGGUCGUGUCGCCCAUACGGACACUCCUAUGACAGGAAAGUUUGAGUCCGACAACAAACUACUGAACCGUUUGUGGCUAAACGUGUUGUGGAGUCAAACGGGAAACAUAUGGUCCAUACCUCACGACUGUCCCCAAAGGGAUGAGCGGCUGGGAUGGACGGGUGACUCCGGGAUCUUCGUUCAGACGGCCAGUUAUAACGCCGAUGUUUCGGGUAUUUAUAGCAAAUGGCUCCGAGAUCUGAGGGAAGCCCGUCGUAAUGGCGGCCACUUCUCAAACGUGGCGCCCAGACUGGUAUCACCAGACGAUGGGGCACCGGCAUGGGGUGAUGCGGGCAUUAUAGUCCCCUAUUAUAUAUGGCAUAUGUUUGGAGACAAACAGAUACUUGAAGUCAGUUAUGAAUCAAUGAAGACAUGGAUUGAAUUUAUACAAAAAGCUAAUCCUAACUACUUGUGGACCAAAAGUGUUUUCAGCGAUUGGGGCGAUUGGUUGCAAAUCAACGCACAGACACCCAAAGAUGUGUUCGACACCUCAUACUUCGGUUACGACGCCCUCCUUAUGACCCAAAUGGCCGGUGCUCUCAACCUCACGGAUGACAUGAAGUUUUACAGUGAAUUGCAUACAAAUAUCUCCAAUGCCUUCACAAAAGCAUUUGUCAACACAACUGAUGGUAAGAUCAAAGGCGACACUCAAGCCGUGUAUGUAUUGGCCCUCACUUUUGAAUUACUGCCACAAAACCUGAGACCACUUGCGGUCAACCAUUUGGUCGACAAUAUUAAGGCCCACGACUACCACUACACCACUGGAUAUAUUAGUGUCAAUUUUGUGAAUGAAGUGCUCGUCAAAUAUGGGCACCGGGAUGUGGCGUAUAAAUGCUUAUUACAGGAGUCAUUCCCUUCGUGGGGGUAUGAAAUAGCACAUAACGCCACCGGAAUGUGGGAGCACUGGGACUCAUGGACUGAGGACAAGGGGUUUAUGGACCCCGGGAUGAACUCAUUCAAUCACUACAGUCUGGGAACUAUCGGCAGAUUUAUAUACCAAUACGUGGCCGGUAUUGACACCGACGACCAAAUGGUGGGC